CCUUUAAGUAUUUCCUGCCACUUUCAGUCCCAAAGAAUUAAACAAGUUACCAGUCCACUGAGAUGCCCCUUUAAAAUAAGCGGCUUCUUAGAGAAGGGAGGGGUUAGUUUGUUCAAAGGUGGAUAGGGGAUCUCUAUACUAAUUGCCCUGUUUAUCAAUGAAGGGGGUGGUGAGUUCAUAGCCCAACUUUCAAAUUAGUGUUUUAUAAUGGCAAAAAAAAUAGAAAAAUAUGAAUUUUUAUAGAUUGAAACGAAAGGCAGAAUUUAAUUUCAGCACAAGUCCUAUUUAACAUGAUAAUUUUUAGCAAAGGUGUAUACUGUUCCUUUAAAGAUUGCCCCUUCUCUGAAUGUAUAGGUUUAGUCUCUUUUUUUGCUUUAUUUAAAUGUUACAAGAAUGUCUAAAAAUCCCCAUCAGGUUCCUCAUUUUAAGUGCAGUUAAGACACUUGUCACGCUUCCAACAUUAAUUGCUGAUCUCAGAUGCUAGACAGUGUACUCUAGUGGUUGUAAAGGCUAUACAGGAGGCAGUGGUGUAACUAGAAGUAUAGCUGUGGACCCACAGUUUAUGACCAUGCACAUCUUGGACAUGCAUGUUCUUAUGUUAGAUUUGACACAAUUCGGAGGAUUCUACUCAAGGUUUUUGGGAUUGAUAUAGUCAUGGCGAUGGUUGUCACAGACAUUGAUGAUAAAAUAAUCAAGAGAGCAAAAGAGCUCAAUAUAUCUCCAGUGGCCUUAGCACGUACUUAUGAACAGGACUUUAAACAAGACAUGACUGCAUUAAGGGUCCUUCCACCGACAGUAUACAUGAGAGUUACAGAAAGUAUUCCACAGAUAAUAUCAUUUAUUCAACAGAUAAUUGCCAAUGGACAUGCAUAUUCUACCUCACAAGGAAAUGUUUAUUUUGAUGUUCAGUCGAUUGGAGACCAAUAUGGGAAAUUUAAUGAUUCUUUCUGUGAUGCAGCUAGUGAGUCAGCAUUGCAGGAUAAAAGACAUAUCCGAGAUUUUGCUUUGUGGAAAACAUCCAAACCUGAGGAGCCUUACUGGGCUUCUCCUUGGGGGAAGGGAAGACCUGGCUGGCACAUAGAGUGUUCCACAAUUGCAAGUUCUGUAUUUGGCAAACAUCUAGACAUUCACACUGGUGGGAUUGAUCUUGCUUUUCCUCAUCAUGAAAAUGAAAUUGCUCAGUGUGAGGCAUAUCACCAGACCACACAGUGGGGGAACUAUUUCCUUCAUACUGGGCAUUUACAUUUGAAAGGAAAUGAAGAAAAAAUGUCAAAAUCUUUGAAAAACUAUGUGACAAUUAAGGAGUUUUUAAAGUCCUUUUCCCCUGACCAUUUAAGAAUGUUUUGUCUUCGUUCAAAAUAUAAAUCAGCAGUGGAAUACAGCAAGGAGUCCAUGCAUGAUGCAGUAAAUACCCUACACCUGAUCUCUUCAUUUGUCGAUGAUGCCAAAGCCUAUCUGAAAGGUCAGCUGAUUUGCCAGCCAGUGCAGGAAACUUUACUCUGGCAAAGGCUGAAUGAAACAAAAGUAAAUGUUAAGGCUGCAUUUUCAGAUGACUUUGACACCCCCCGAGCAGUUGAUGCAGUUUUGGACCUCAUUCACCAUGGCAACAGACAGCUUAAGGCUGUUUCCAAGGAGUCAAGCUCUCCCAGGAGCCCCAUAGUUUAUGGUGCCAUGGUCUCUUACAUUGAACAAUUUCUGGAGAUAAUGGGAAUUUCCUUGGGCCAAAACCAGGUCCCUGCAGAAGAGAGACACUCCGCCAUGCUUUUCAAUGUAGUCGAAGAAAUGGUCAGUUUCAGAAGUAAGGUACGCAAUUACUCCCUGGCCACACAUGAAUCAGCAACUGCAAUAGGACAAGAAGAAAAGCAGCAAUACAAGGAGAGGAGGCGGCAGUUGUUACUGGAAAGAGAACCCCUCCUACAGGCUUGUGACAUAGCGCGCCAACAUCUGGCUGUGUAUGGCAUAAAUGUUAAGGACCGUGGAGAUACAUCAACAUGGGAACUACUUGAUCGCAAAGAAGAAACCUAAGUUCAUUCUGUAAUGUCCAUUUCUUUUAGAUAUGUAAAAAUAUUUUGUAUAUAUUUAUUAAAAUAAGUUAAGGCAA
This is a messenger RNA of Xenopus laevis (African clawed frog), 2101 nucleotides long. RefSeq names its product cysteinyl-tRNA synthetase 2, mitochondrial L homeolog (gene cars2.L). Gene Ontology annotation, cellular component: mitochondrion; cytoplasm. The record is from RefSeq and is a predicted model, not a curated record. Gene Ontology annotation, biological process: tRNA aminoacylation for protein translation; cysteinyl-tRNA aminoacylation. The coding region runs from base 655 to 2025 and encodes 456 amino acids. Gene Ontology annotation, molecular function: ATP binding; cysteine-tRNA ligase activity; nucleotide binding. The transcript is spliced from 15 exons. Lineage: Eukaryota; Metazoa; Chordata; Amphibia; Anura; Pipidae.